This is a messenger RNA of Athalia rosae (coleseed sawfly), 2574 nucleotides long. RefSeq names its product low-density lipoprotein receptor-related protein (gene ImpE1). NCBI's taxonomy places the organism in Eukaryota, Metazoa, Arthropoda, Insecta, Hymenoptera, Athaliidae. Gene Ontology annotation, molecular function: protein binding. The transcript has 8 exons. Bases 627 to 2165 code for a protein of 512 amino acids. The record is from RefSeq and is a predicted model, not a curated record.
AAUAUCAAGCCUCCAGUGAUUUUUGUGACCCAGAACUAGAAUCUGCCAUUUAUACAGCAAAGGGUUAAAGGUGAAGGUGGUAACUGCAUUUCCGGAUAUUCAAGUUUUUAAUACAGAGCAAAUGCCGGUGCGGUUCCACACCUUGUUUGGAAUAGGAGUUCGCGUGUUCUUUUACCCUGUUGAAUUUCAGAAUCAUUCCAUUGAUUUUUUCCAAAACUGGAUGAAUUUAACGCGGUAUUGGUGGAAGUUUCUCUCUGACUAUAGAGGGGUGCUGAACUGUGGUGUAUGUGGUUUUUCUGUGUGUUAACGUUGAAAGUGGGAGAAGUAGAGGAGCGAUUCUCUUCUCCCAUGUAGAAGAGAGCCCGCGGUUUUCUCAUCCAAAACUCGAACGUCAGUUAUAAGAACGCAGGCGCGGAACGCGCACGCGUUUUCUUCGGUCUUUACAUUCUGUUUACUUUGGUGUAAUUUUUAUCUUCACCUCCGGCUUAUCCCGCACAGAGUUUCCAAAGAUAAUAAAUUUUUUUCAAUUUUUUUUCGUUCGAAAAAAAAGGCAUAAAAGCUUCGGAUCUGUUAUCGAUAUCGAACUUGUUAGGGAACCCUUUCCCAUUGAGAAAAAAGUGAUCAAAAUGUUUACUGCAACGGUGCAGAUGAAAAUUUGUUUAGUUGCCGCGUGUCUGGCAGCCGUGCAUUCUUCGCCGGCCCGAAUAUUGAGCCUCGGCAACGAGUGCGGUAAGGACAGAGACUGCGAGACUGGAAUACCCAACAGCCAGUGCCACUUGGGAAAUUGUCGGUGUCGUCCAUUUUUUGCGGGAUUUAAUUCCACCGAGUGUUUGGAAUCGACACUAUUGGGAUAUGAUUGUCUCGUUAAAGAGCAAUGCUCGUUGAAAGUGGCGAACAGCAACUGUCUAGCCGGAGUCUGCAGAUGCGAGGAAGGCUACCUACAAUUUCGAAGACACACGUGUCUGGGACCCGCACGUCCCGGGGAGGUUUGCUACAGUCAUUCCCACUGUCAUUUGUGGGACAGCGAUACCCACUGCGAUUUUAUUAUUCCGGAUCUUUUCGGACGCUGUCAGUGCACCGCCCCUAUGCGACGUGACGGUGACGUUUGUAGACCAGAUUCGCUGGUCAGACCGUUACAAGUAGCUCUUCAGGCUAGUAACGACGUGCCAGAAGGCGAGGAGGAGGUAAUCGUCAUCGCUGAGGAGAACGCGACCCAGGAAUCCGACGAUAAUAACGAACAAGAUACAGGGGUCCAGGUAUCAUGGUUGAAGAAUAUAUCGAUUGCAUCUACAAGCGCGUCGACGCAGGUGGUACCUGUAGUAACAACGAUCGCAUCGUUCAAAUCCAACGUCUCAUCUGCCGUUCUGAGAACACCGGCGACGAACGAAUUCCCCGAGGAUAACGAAGCGGUCGUUAUUGAGGCGGAGACCACAACCCUGGAAUCUGGGAAAACGUCAUCGACCCCGACGACAGCGCCCGUCAAAACGGACAGACACGAGUCGGGAGGAACAAUGUCCGUGAGUUUGGGCUACCCCUGCACGGCGGACAUAGAAUGCCAAAUGUCCGAUUCUGGCUCUCGUUGUCUCGAGGGAAUUUGCGACUGCGCGAUUCGGGGUAACGGAAGUCUGGCCUGCGGAGCCCAGAGGACCGGAUGCGCCCCGGGGACCUUUCAAUGUCGAGGAACCGGGCAAUGUAUCAGUUGGUUUUUCGUAUGCGACGGCCGACCCGAUUGCGCCGAUGGUUCGGACGAGGAAUGCCUCUCCGAUCGUUGCCCAACGCAAUCGUUCCGGUGCUCGAGAAGCGGCGUUUGCAUAUCCAGAGCCGGAAUAUGCGACGGGAACUACGACUGUCCCGACGGCGAGGACGAGGACGGUUGCAACAGUCGAAGAAAAUGUCCGAAGGGCGCCUUCAGAUGCAACAACGGUCAGUGCCUUCCGGCGUACGAAUUCUGCAACGCGAUGGUCAUGUGCCGGGACGGAAGUGACGAACCACGAGGGGCUUGCAGAACCAGAAAUCGCGGAAGACUAGCGCCGAGACUUUGCCCUUUCCGAUGCGACAACGGACGUUGCAGAUCGGAUGCGAUCACCUGCAGCGGUCGCGACGGAUGCGGCGACGGAUCCGACGAGAAAAAUUGCGCCAUUUGCAAAUGCCCCGCGUUAUCGUAGUCGGACUCGAAGCGUAGCGAAUUUUUAUACGUCGACUACACCGCAUACCGAUAUAAAAUAUUUUAAGAGACGCAUACAUAAUUAGAUACGAAUGUAAAAGUAUUUUUUUUUUUUUGCGUAGCCAAAGAUUUUCAAGUGCGCGAAAUCAAAUAAUCAGCGGUUGUCUAUUUUCAAUAAUUCGGUACCUUUACGCUGUUUCUGACCCAAGUCGGAUCGCACACGGCGAUCAGGUCUGAAAAUAUUCUCAAUAGACGCGUUUGAUUAGAUAUCGAUCGUACAGGAGCCUUGACAGAAUUAUAAUUUCCUGUCGGGGAUUCUCUAGAUCAAUUAAAUACCUAUCAUUCAUAUUAUCUGCAUGUGACAUGAAUAUUAAUGCAUAAUAAUUCUUAGUAAAUGUGAAGUUUAUGAA